Messenger RNA from Closterium sp. NIES-65, 732 nucleotides. NCBI's taxonomy places the organism in Eukaryota, Viridiplantae, Streptophyta, Zygnematophyceae, Desmidiales, Closteriaceae. The record is from the annotation of a GenBank genome assembly.
AUGCGCCAGACGCGCGGCCACAAGCACGCGAUCGGCUUUCUCGGAAGCUUCGUCGACGAUGCGAGCAGGAUUGAGAGCGCGAUUGACGCGAACAGCAGGGGAGGCGGGAAGGGGAAGAACCGGUUAGGUCACGGCGGAAUUUUCCGCAAGAGUGGCGGGAAGAGCGGGAGGAAAAGCGCGGGAAAAAGCGGGAGGAAAAGUGGGGGGAAAAGCGGGGAGAAGAGUGGGGGAAAGAGCGGCGAUGGGCGGGGGAGUGUGGGUGGGGGGAGUCGGGGGAAGCGGAGGCGGAAGCAGACGGUUAUCGUGGAGGAAUUCGCGGCGGGCGGGGACGUUUACCAGAGGCUUAUGAACGAGUUUUGCGGGCAGAUGCCGGAGGCGAUAGUCGUUCGCGAAAUCAUGUCGCCGCUGUUACAGAUCCUGCGAUUUCUGCACGCGAACGCGAUCAUCCAUCGCGACGUGAAACCCGAGAACAUUUUGUUCGCCGCGGACGGGCAACUGAAACUCGCGGAUUUCGGCCUCGCGAUCUGCACGAUGCGCGAUUUGCCCGGCGCGCGCGUCGGCACGCUUGAUUACAUGGCGCCCGAGCUGCUUCAGUCUAUUUCUUCCGCUUCCGCUUCCGCUUCCGCGACUGCUUCUGCGACUGCUUCCGCGGAUGGCGCUAGCGCGGGCGCCGGUAGUGGUGCGCGCGGCAGUUCUGCGGAACCCGCGGAGAAUUUGCACCGCCCCCUCUGA